AUGAUCCCACAUGAUGAUCCCACACGGGUACCCACCUACGCUGUAUUAGACGAUCAGUCUACCGAUGUCUUUGUGACAGAUGCCUUGUUGGAAAAGAUUAACACUGGCGGCCCUCAGAUUUCGCUUGAAGUCAACACCAUUGUGGGAGUUAACAGCAUCCACACCCGUAAGGUAUCUGGUCUAUGCGUGCGAGACGUCGAAGGUCGGCAUCAACCCAUGAAAGUAAACCAUGCUUAUUCAAGAGAAGAUAUACCAGCAGAUAAGAACGACAUCGCAACACCCAAAAUUGCCCACCAGAUUGCACACCACAUUCACUACCGCCCUGACGUAGAAAUCGGGAUGCUUAUAGGCCGUAACGUUCCCACUGCAUUUCAGCCGCUUAACAUUAUCUACGGGAUAGAAGACGAGCCGUGGGCAUAG
Molecule: messenger RNA, 420 nt
Organism: Paramuricea clavata
Lineage: Eukaryota; Metazoa; Cnidaria; Anthozoa; Malacalcyonacea; Plexauridae
Source: the annotation of a GenBank genome assembly